UCUUACGUGAGUGGGAGGGAGUCGAUCAGCUGAGACAGCAGCUGUAUAUAAACUGCACUGAGCUCAGACCUAAAACACAGCUGCUGCAGAGCAUCGUCUGUUUGCCUUUCGCCGUUUGAAGACUUAAAAUUUCCGGAGAAGUUUGUUGUUGUUUAGUGUCAAAAAGACCACUUUCAACAUGGAUAUAAUCAUCACUAUGCUGAGUGAGACCCGGACAGUGAGGGUUCACGCACAGGCGACAGUUGGAGAUCUGAAAAAAAUCAUCCACGAGAAGCUGGGAGUCCCCCCUCAGAGACAGAAGCUGGUUUUUGUCAACGGUCAGAGGACGGAUCUCAGCAACGAUUCACAGCCCAUCACCUACUACGGCGUUCAGUCUGGAUCCAGGGUGUCCCUGCUGGUGACCGAGCCGACCCAGCCGGCGACCAUCCAGGUGUUCCUGAGGAACGAAAAGGGGCAGUUAAACACCUACGACAUCAAACCUGACGAGACAGUCAGUAACUUCAAGAGCAAGGUCCAGUGCAGAGAGGGGGUGCAGGUGAGCCAGCAGAGGCUCGUUUUCCAAGGCCGGGAGAUGAGUGGAGGUUACCUGUCUGACUACAACGUCCAGGCGCUGAGCACCAUCGACUUGUGUCUCCGUCUGAGAGGAGGCUGAGGACCCUGUCACACGGUCACUGUUAGAAACUAAUGGAGACGCUUAUCUAAUUUAAAUACUGAUCAAAUCAUCCCUCGAAUAAAAUGUUUGAAUCUUUAAGCUUCACUGUAUAGCCCAUGUGGAGAGUUUGACGAUAUAUUUACUGAUCAAAGUGUACAUUUUCUCUGUGCUCAGUGAAAAUCUGACUUUAAGAGGCGGACCCAUGAUGUCUUGAAAGAGAGUCCUGCUCCAGUGUUGAGCGAGUAUGAGUUUGAAGUUGAAGUCUACACUGAGGUUGGACUUUACAGUGAAGUAUGAGUCACCUGGUUUCCGGAAGUUAAACCUGUCAGAUGAAAAAUACUUUACACAAAAGUAAAACAUAUUAGAGUAUUUAUGUAUGUCUUGUGGAGGGGACCUUUUAAUGUCCUAUUUAUUUUUUAGCUUUAUUUUGAGAAGAAAAAAAACAAGCAAUGCAUUCCUCACUGUGUAGCACUGCCAUAUGUCAAAAACUAAUGAUGCUAAUUUUGUUUUGACCCUACAGAUAUAUCAUAUACACAGCACAACAGAUUUUGAUAAAUACAUGUUUCAAUCAUGGUAUGGCAGAUUUUGUUUUGGUUUGAUAUGUAAUUUUUUAUUCUGGAAAUACAGGUAUAAUUGUUGAGUAUUGAAUAGACAAAUACAACACUGUGUUAACAGUUCACUGUAAAAACUGAAAUAAAGUCACAAAUGUGAAUUUA
This is a messenger RNA of Lates calcarifer (barramundi perch), 1368 nucleotides long. RefSeq names its product polyubiquitin. Gene Ontology annotation, biological process: modification-dependent protein catabolic process; protein ubiquitination. Gene Ontology annotation, cellular component: nucleus; cytoplasm. The record is from RefSeq and is a predicted model, not a curated record. The coding region runs from base 179 to 652 and encodes 157 amino acids. NCBI's taxonomy places the organism in Eukaryota, Metazoa, Chordata, Actinopteri, Centropomidae. Gene Ontology annotation, molecular function: protein tag activity; ubiquitin protein ligase binding. The transcript has 2 exons.